Lichtheimia ornata is the source of this 288-nucleotide messenger RNA. RefSeq lists its product as uncharacterized. The coding region runs from base 1 to 288 and encodes 95 amino acids. The transcript is spliced from 2 exons. NCBI's taxonomy places the organism in Eukaryota, Fungi, Mucoromycota, Mucoromycetes, Mucorales, Lichtheimiaceae. The record is from RefSeq and is a predicted model, not a curated record.
AUGAACACCGACAAUAUCGAUAAGGCAACUAUUUACAACUUUGGCGGAAGAGGUCGAGGCUCAAAGACAAGACGUGGUGUUCGAGAAGGACGCACUAAACAGGAGAAGAAGAAGCAACAAGAACAGCAAAACAAGGAUCAGCAGCAGCAACAAGAUGGCAAGGCCAAUGAGGGAGAACAACAACCAAAGGAUCAACAAUCAUCAUCAGGAACAUACCUAUGUCACCUACAAUUUAUCAACCGUUAUGUACCUUUCCAUCCCUUUGACUCAUUACUCCAUGGUACUUGA